This is a messenger RNA of Salvelinus fontinalis (brook trout), 2782 nucleotides long. Its product is annotated as ras-related protein Rab-3B-like. The transcript has 5 exons. Gene Ontology annotation, biological process: protein secretion; regulation of exocytosis; protein localization to plasma membrane. Gene Ontology annotation, molecular function: GTPase activity; GTP binding. Lineage: Eukaryota; Metazoa; Chordata; Actinopteri; Salmoniformes; Salmonidae. Gene Ontology annotation, cellular component: synaptic vesicle; plasma membrane; endosome. The coding region runs from base 361 to 1020 and encodes 219 amino acids. The record is from RefSeq and is a predicted model, not a curated record.
CCUACAGAGGUGUGUCUGUCUGGAAAUUUGGUACAUUCAUUCACAGCGGAGUUCAUGUUUUAAGACCUUUUUCUUUUCAGCACGUUUGUAAAUUGCAGGAUGUCUGUCGACAAUGUUUAUGGCCGCGUAGAGCAGUAGAGGAACGCAUGAUAAACAUUCAUAAUAAUUUCGCUUCUGACAUUUUUUCACCCAACACUCGCAAUUCGACUGCCAUCACCUGAUAGGUUAACCAAUCUCUUUACAUAUUAAGUCAGAAGCCGAUUCAUAUCGAUAAUCAAGCAGUCCUUUGCCAACGAGCCUACAGCUCAGUUCAGUAGGCGAUCCAACGAAAACAGAACCACUCACAGAAGAUCUAUAGAGAUGGCGAAGGCAGACCAGCGCUUUGGGCAGAGAGAUGGCUCCGACCAGAACUUUGACUACAUGUUCAAGCUCCUCAUUAUUGGAAACAGCAGCGUGGGGAAAACCAGCUUUCUGUUCCGCUACGCAGACGACUCGUUCAGCAACUCUUUCGUCAGCACAGUGGGCAUCGACUUCAAAGUCAAGACUGUCUACAGGAAUGACAAGAGGGUUAAGCUCCAGAUAUGGGAUACAGCAGGGCAGGAGAGGUACAGGACUAUCACCACCGCUUACUACAGAGGAGCUAUGGGCUUCAUCCUCAUGUACGACAUCUGCAAUGAAGAGUCCUUCAACGCUGUGCAGGACUGGGCUACCCAGAUAAAAACCUAUUCGUGGGAUAACGCUCAGGUCAUCAUGGUGGGCAACAAGUGUGAUGUGGGCGAGGAGAGGGUGGUGCCCACAGAGAAGGGGAAGCACUUGGCUGAACAAUUAGGGUUCGAGUACUACGAGGCCAGCGCCAAGGAGAACAUUAAUGUCCGCCAGGUGUUUGAGCGGCUGGUCGACAUCAUCUGUGUCAAGAUGUCCGAGCGAGUGGACGUGGAGCCGCCCAUGGUCCCCGGCGUCAAGACUACCAGACUCACCGACAAGCCCCCCCAGCUACCUCAGAAGUGCACCUGUGCCUGACUCACACUUAUAGGGCUGAGCCAAGCCAUGCCGAGCCAAGCCGUACUUGGCUGGCCUGGUUACGCUUCUACCAUAGUUGCUGGAACCAUGCUGGAAAAGACCAUUUGAAUAGAAACUAUCCGAGCCAGCACCGUGCGGUUGGGGUUGGCCCUAUAGUAUGAGUGAGGUACUACUGAUUUGGCCCCUCAGUUCUCCACUACUAUACUUGCCAUUCCACUACUGUUCUUUCGCAACUUCCUGUAAAGCUAUUAUAAGUUCCACAAACCUCUUUCCAAAAGGUAGCCAACUAUACAAUGUAAUUUAUCAUGCUACCAAUAACCACUACUACUACCACUACCACUACUACCAAAAACUACUACCACCAAUAACUACUACUACUACUACUACCACUACUACCACUACUACUACUAUUUACAUAUGUUUCCCCCCUGUAGCUUUGACCUCCAGCUGGUUCAGAGGUCAGGGAACACUAAGCAGGGUAUACAGGUAAGCACAGCAUUGCCUCUCCUCCAAAAAGUGGCUUCACCACCGCACAAAGAAACACAAGACCACAUCAGUUCGCAUUACAAGUUUACACGGGUUAGGAGACAAGCCUCGAUAGCUGCAUAAUCUUCAAAUUCAGAAUAAUUUGGUUUAGUGCUCUUGUUGACCGUCCUUCACAAGCACUAAAGCGAAGACAAACUACCCACUGGGUACAGACAUCAGUUCAAUCUAGUUUUGAUUAACAUUUGGUUGAGUUGUCAACUAACGGGAAUUCUGCGUGAAAUCAACAAAAACAUUCAACAUGACAUUGGAUUUAGGUUAAAAGUUGGAUAAAAAAAUAUAUAAAUGCCCUUAUGUUGAUGACUUUGCAAAUCAAAUCUGUUUUCCACAUUGAUUCAGCAUCAUCACAUAUAUUUUUUGGGUUGAAAUGAUGUAGAAACAACAUUGAUUCAACCAGUUUUUGCCCAGUGGGUAACAAUCUACCCUGUAGAUUUUUCAGUCUCUUAACAAUAUGCAGUGCAAGUGUCUCUUGAAGAGGUAGUAACGAUGGUACACUGUUGAAAUGGCAAGAUGCCCAAUACGUCUUUCACCACCAACACUAAGCCAAUGCCAUGUACAGGGAGUUCUGACAUUCUGAGGGACUAUUUAGAAUAUAGAUGUUCAUUGAAGAGCACACUCUUUAUCCUUCAGCUAAUAUAAUCUCCUAGCCGUUAUGUAAGCCAUGUUUAUUUACAGUGUUUAUUUCAUGAAAAUGUGUGUGUUUUAGAGAGCAAAGCAGGCUAUUGUUGUGUAUGACGCAUAUAACUGAGUGUUCAGUUGUAACGGUUUCAUUUGUGUAUCAUGUAACUUGGGCAGAGGUACAUGUCAACAUCAAAAUACACUGUGAAAUGGGAAGAGACAGAAAAUUAUAUAUUAAAAUGUUCUGCUUAAAAAAAAAACAAUGGCAAAAUCUUAAACAUAUUCUGCAAAAUCUUUGUAUCGCAAAGUAGCAUAGUUUUAAGUGUAGCUUCCCACCGUGUAUUUUCAGUUUUAUAUUGAAAUGUCUUAAUGAUUUAAUAUGUGAAUUUGUAAAUGAUAGUUAAAAUCUAUAAUGGUGUUUGCUGAAUUAAUUUUGAUGCUGUAUUAUGGGAAGAAAUAUAGACCAUUUAUGUGACCUUGUUGUUACAGUGAACUCCUAGACAAAGUGGGAGAAAAGCACAAAGUGAUUGUACAACAUUUUGUGAAUGUUUGUAUAUUAUAGAUGCAAUUUAGUAUAUUAAAAAGCACAACUCUACUUGAA